Molecule: messenger RNA, 511 nt
Organism: Zonotrichia albicollis (white-throated sparrow)
Lineage: Eukaryota; Metazoa; Chordata; Aves; Passeriformes; Passerellidae
Source: RefSeq, a predicted model, not a curated record
AAUUACCCCCUGUACAUCCGGAGUGUCCCCACGGAGAACGAGCUCAAGUUCCACUACACCGUGCACACCUCCCUGGACGUGGUGGAUGAGAAGAUCUCAGCCAUGGGCAAAGCCCUGGUGGACCAGAGGGAGCUCUACCUGGGGCUCCUCUACCCCACUGAAGACUACAAGGUCUAUGGCUACGUGACCAACUCCAAGGUGAAGUUUGUCAUGGUGGUGGAUUCCUCCAACACAGCCCUGAGGGACAACGAGAUCCGCAGUAUGUUCCGCAAGCUGCACAAUUCCUACACAGACAUCAUGUGUAACCCCUUCUACAACCCUGGGGACAGGAUCCAUUCCAGGGCUUUUGAUACCAUGGUGAACUCCAUGAUGAUGCAGGUGUGCUGAGCCCCUUCCCACCCCCCUGGGAAACAUUCCCUGUGUGCAGGAGCAUGCCUGCAGUGCUGUAAAUAUUCCAUUCUGUGUCAUAAUUUAAAUUUCUUCUGUGUAAAAUAAACCUGACACCUGCAAG